CAUAAUUGGAAAGCAAACAAAGAAAAAACGAACAAACCACCACCGCAAGAAAAUGGCACACGCACUCAUCCUCGGCGCCUCGGGAAUCUCAGGCUGGUCCCUCCUCAACCAGGCCCGGACCUACCCCACGCCCACGACCUUCGCCCGCAUCACCGGCACCACGAACCGCCCUCUGACCCUCGAGCAGGCGCGGCUGCCUGCGGAUGACCCGCGCCUGGCCCUCGUGUCCGGGAUCGACUUCACGAAGAGCGUGGACGAGGUCGCGGCGGCGCUGAGGGACAAGAUCCCCGACGUCGAGACUGUUUCUCACGUCUUCUACACGGCAUACAUCAACGCGGACGAAUCCAAGGGCCAAGCGGCAGCCAACAUCGACCUCCUGUCCGUCGCGAUCAAGGCCAUCGAAAAGGUGUCGCCGCGCCUCGCCUUCGUCGUCCUGCAGACGGGCGGAAAGGGCCCGCGGAUCCCGCGGCCGUGGGCCGACGAGGUAUUUUACUACGCGCAGCACGACCUGCUGCGGGACCUGUCGCGGGGGAAAGACUGGACGUUUUCCGAGAUCCGGCCGGAUGUGAUUGUCGGGUUCGCGCCGACGUCGAACGCGAUGAAUAUGGCGAGGGGCAUCGGGAUCUAUUUGUCUGUGUGGCGGCAUGUUUUUGGUAUCGGGGCCGGGAGUGGGGGGUCUGGAGGCCGAGUGGAGGUGCCGUUCCCGGGGUCGUUGCAGAGUUACCGCGCCACGCACACGGAUACCAGCCAGGACGUCCUCUCCAAGAUGGAGAUUUUCGCGGCGGUGGUGAAUCCCGGAGGGUGCGGCGGGGGAAGAGCGUUUAACGUCGCGGAUGGCGGGGCGGCGACUUCGUGGUCGGGGGUGUGGCCUCGGUUGUGCGAGUGGUUCGGUCUCGUCGGGGUGGCGCCGCCUCCGUCGCCCGACGCCGGUACGAGUCCCGCGUCCGGAUCUACUACCCCGCCGCCGCCGCCGCCGUCGAUGAAGGACUUUAUCGCGAAACACGACGACGCGUGGGUUGCGCUGGCGCGGGAGCACGGGCUAGAUGAGAGCGCUGCUAGGCAGUACAACUGGGAUAUCCUGCAUGUGAUGCUGGUGGAGUGCGACUUUGACCGCGAGUACGAUCUCACGCGGGCGCGCGAGGUCGGGUUCCAGGAGGAGGUUGAUACGGUGGAGGGGUAUUUUGUUGCCUGGGAGCGAAUGAGGAGUGCGAAGCAGUUGCCGACGGUCUAAAGAGUAGGUAGGUAUGCUGCAUGAAGAGGUGGACGUGGAGUGCGUGGUCGUGUUGAGUCGACGGGCUGCUUGGAGGGAGACAGGGGGAUUUGAUGGGAGAUACCGGAUUGCAAGCGGC
Colletotrichum scovillei is the source of this 1349-nucleotide messenger RNA. RefSeq lists its product as uncharacterized. The record is from RefSeq and is a predicted model, not a curated record. The transcript has 3 exons. Bases 53 to 1231 code for a protein of 392 amino acids. NCBI's taxonomy places the organism in Eukaryota, Fungi, Ascomycota, Sordariomycetes, Glomerellales, Glomerellaceae.